Molecule: messenger RNA, 241 nt
Organism: Racocetra persica
Lineage: Eukaryota; Fungi; Glomeromycota; Glomeromycetes; Diversisporales; Gigasporaceae
Source: the annotation of a GenBank genome assembly
ACCCGAAAGUGAACAACAGGCAGCCAAAGAAAAAAUAAACGAAAUCUACCAAGAAAUCAAAAAAAUUAUCCAAGAGAGAAUAACCGAACUGGAAAAUUAUCAGAUAGAAAUUGAAGAUAACGAAAUAGAGGAAGCCGAAACCAAAAACCAGCAAAUUGAAGCCCUAAUUAAAGAUAUUCAAACUUUUUUCCAACAAGAGUAUAAUUUCUUGUCUGACCCCUCCAUGUCUACGGAAAGAUGA